AUGCCAGCCAUCGAGCAAGAUGUCCAGAAAUCCUCCCUCGUCCCACAAGGAUCUGUGUCCCAGCUGGAGUCUCUGGCCAUGGAUCCAUCCGAUGAGCAAGUUGCGUUGCACAGAUCUCGCAUUUUGCGGAAAUUGGACAUGCGCAUUGUACCUCUGAUGCUUAUUACCUAUGGUUUACAAUUCCUUGACAAAGCGUUGCUCGGAUACGCCGCUGUGUUCACCUUUCGAAAUGAUACUCAUCUACAAGGACAGGAAUACAGCUGGGUAGGCUCAAUCUUCUAUUUCGGGUAUAUGGUGUUUGAGUAUCCGCUCGCUGGCCUCCUUCAAUCUUUCUCCACUUCCAUAUAUCUCGGCUUCUUCAUAUUCGCCUGGGGGAUAUGCGUGGUCAUGACCAACUUUUGCGUCAGCUUUACUGGUCUUAUGAUAAAUCGAUUUGUCUUGGGGGCACUGGAAUCUGUCGUUGCCCCAUGCUUUGUCGUCAUCACAGGUAUGUUUCUCUCGGCAGUGUACAUCCAUCCCGUACUCACACCCCCAGCGCACUGGUAUACUCCGAAGGAGCAACCGAUCAGGCAAGUACUUUGGUUUCUCGGCACUCCAGUCUUCGGGAUAUUUGGAGGUUUGUUAGGUUAUGCCCUUGGGAAUACCCAUACUGAAGUGGCUUCGUGGCGCUUGCUGUACAUUGUGUUUGGCUCCGUGACCGCACUUUGGGGUAUUUUCUUCGCAUACGCCUUUCCAGCAUCCCCCGAAAAGGCAUCAUUCUUGUCUGAGGAGGAUCGGGUGAUGUCAAUUCUAAGUUCCCAUUCCAUCGGACACUCCGUUCAGUUAAAAUGGAAGUGGUCCCAGGUCAAGGAAGCUUUUUCAGACCUCAAGACAUACAUAUUUUUUAUCAUUGGGAUUUUCAAUACCAUUCCAGCUGGAUCACUGUCAAAUUUCAGCAGUAUUCUCCUCCAGGGGUUUGGGUUUACAGCUGUGCAGACUCAACUGAUCGGCAUUCCGUCACACAUAGUUCAGAUCGUAUCAAUUUUAAUCGCAUACUGUGUGGGCAACAUUAUCGCACCGCAGUGCUUUCGUGCUGAGGAAGAGAAAGAAGGAUACCCUACCGCCAUUAUCGCCAUGGUUGUGUCUUUCGGUGUUCUAUUCAUCGCUCCUCUAGCCCUCCGGUCAGAAUUCCUAUAUUCGAAAGAGAACAAACUCCGAGACGCGCAGGCUGUUCAUUUUGUGGCUUCAUCGGGCAGUGGAUACAAUAUGGAUUUGACGGACAUGGAAAAUCCAAAUUUUAGAUACGCUCUAUGA
Messenger RNA from Penicillium waksmanii, 1293 nucleotides. RefSeq lists its product as uncharacterized. The record is from RefSeq and is a predicted model, not a curated record. Bases 1 to 1293 code for a protein of 430 amino acids. Gene Ontology annotation, biological process: transmembrane transport; allantoate transport; tripeptide transport. Gene Ontology annotation, molecular function: dipeptide transmembrane transporter activity; allantoate transmembrane transporter activity. NCBI's taxonomy places the organism in Eukaryota, Fungi, Ascomycota, Eurotiomycetes, Eurotiales, Aspergillaceae. The transcript is spliced from 7 exons. Gene Ontology annotation, cellular component: plasma membrane.